AUGUAUCUGAGACAUCUUCUGGCCUUCAUAUUUGCUAUAGAGGAAAUUAACAAUAGAACAGACCUGCUGCCGAACAUCACGUUGGGAUUCCAGGUUUAUGAUACAUGUAACCGGGAACAUGAAGCUGUACAGAGUGUUCUGGAUGUCUUAUCCGGGUCAGAGGAUCCAAUUCCAAACUUUGAUUGUCAUAAGAAGAAUAAAGUGGUUGGGUUCAUAGGUCACAGGACCAUUCCCUCAUCUUUGGCAUCAGCAGCACUGACGGGGAUCUAUCAGUAUCCUCAGAUCAGCUAUGGCGCAAUGAAUCCAACUUUCUAUAGUAAGUUCCAGUUUCCCUCAUUCUAUAGCACAGUCCCUGAUGUGAAGGACCAAUUUGCAACCAUCAUCCUCUUACUGAAGCAUUUUGGCUGGAAUUGGGUGGGCAUUGUGUCUUCAGAUGAUGAGGACGGUCAGAAGGUCAAUACGGAGCUGAAAACUCUUCUGAUAAAAAACAAGAUUUGUGUUGAGUUUGCUGUCACUCUAGCUGACCAUUAUGAUAUUGCGAGAAGUGAAAAAGAUUAUCACAGCCUUUCACAAUUAACUUGCAGCAUUGUAAUUGUGUAUGGUAAUGCAAAGGCUAAUAGUCUAAUCAAUGUGGUUAGCGAUAUUUCAGCCUCAAGGAAGAUCUUUGUAUUGUUCGGAGCUAUCCAGAUAUAUAAUAACCACGAGUCUGUUAUUGCUCUUAAUGGUUCUCUGCUGGUCGAUUUACACAGAGGGAAUAUUCCGGGACUGAAGGAUUAUCUUCUUGAUAUCAACCCUGAGAAAUAUCCUGAUAACCCCAUGAUUUUUGAUGCUUGGAGAGAUGAAUUCUCUUGUGUGCCUGAAUCUAUUGAGAAAGAGUCUUAUGAUAAAGCAUGCAGAGAGUCUUAUAGUUUCCGUUCUGUGGAUCCCUCUCGUUAUGAUGUGGAAAAUUUUCGCUACACUUUCAGCGUGUACUCUGCAGUUUAUGCCCUGGCAUACGCCCCACAUGAUGAAGUGAGACUCCAACUUAAUGAGAGUGCAGUUCAGUGGAGUCCAAAAUUCUCUCAGACUCCACGUUCUCUGUGCUCCGAGAGCUGCCUCCCCGGAUACCAAAAACUUCAACAUAAAGGAGGACAACCGUGCUGUCACCACUGUGCACCCUGCCCGGAGAAUGAGAUCACCAAUAAGAACGACAUGGAAAGGUGUUAUAAGUGUCCGGAGGAUCAAUGGCCCAAUGAGAGAAGAGACAGCUGUAUACAAAGAACAAUUGAAUUCCUGUCUUAUGGAGAUACAUUGGGAUUUUCUCUUAUGUUUAUGGCUCUAUUAUUCUGUUUUGGAACUAUUAUCAUGUUUGGGAUAUUUGUGAAACACAAAGACACUCCAAUAGUAAAAGCCAAUAACCGGACCCUCAGCUUCAUCCUUCUCAUCUCACUGAUCCUGUCCUUUCUUUGUCCUCUGCUCUUCAUCGGACGCCCCACAAAGAUCUCCUGUCUUCUCCAACAAGCUGUUUUUGGGACAAUUUUCUCUGUUGCAGUUUCUUCGGUUCUGGCUAAAACAGUUACUGUUGUUUUGGCUUUUAAUGUCACCAGACCUAACAGUAUUAACAAGUGGAUGAUGAAACAAUUCUCAGUUUUCCUCCUGAUUAUCUGCUCUUCUGGGCAGCUUGUGAUCUGUGUCUUCUGGUUUGUCUUUUCCCCACCAUUCCCAGAGUAUGACACCAAAGUGGAGGUGGGGAAGAUGAUAUUACAGUGUAACGAGGGCUCUGUCACUGCUUUCUACAUUCUGAUUGGCUACAUGGGAUGUCUGGCUGUGUUCAGCUUUAUUGUAGCAUUUUUAGCCAGGAAACUUCCAGACACGUUCAAUGAAGCUCAGUACAUCACAUUCAGCAUACUGGUCUUCUGCAGUGUUUGGAUCUCCUUCAUCCCAGCCUACCUCAGCACCAAAGGGAAAUACAUGGUGGCUGUGGAGGUCUUCGCCAUCUUGUCCUCCAGUGCUGGACUCCUGGGCUGCAUCUUCAUCCCCAAAUGUUACAUCAUUCUGAUGAGACCGGAGCUGAAUGUGAAGGUGAUUGUAGCCCAAAGAAAAGCACUUCAGUAA
Messenger RNA from Nanorana parkeri, 2094 nucleotides. Its product is annotated as vomeronasal type-2 receptor 26-like. The record is from RefSeq and is a predicted model, not a curated record. Bases 1 to 2094 code for a protein of 697 amino acids. Gene Ontology annotation, biological process: G protein-coupled receptor signaling pathway. The transcript has 5 exons. Gene Ontology annotation, molecular function: G protein-coupled receptor activity. Gene Ontology annotation, cellular component: membrane. Lineage: Eukaryota; Metazoa; Chordata; Amphibia; Anura; Dicroglossidae.